This is a messenger RNA of Colossoma macropomum (tambaqui), 795 nucleotides long. RefSeq names its product adhesion G protein-coupled receptor E1-like. The record is from RefSeq and is a predicted model, not a curated record. The transcript has 6 exons. Gene Ontology annotation, molecular function: calcium ion binding. The coding region runs from base 91 to 795 and encodes 234 amino acids. Lineage: Eukaryota; Metazoa; Chordata; Actinopteri; Characiformes; Serrasalmidae.
AGAGGAAAUGACAGUCAGUGCCACAAAGACAAGUGCAUUUACUGAAUUAAAGUUUAUGUACACAUCACAGAGGCUGACCUUUAGAUCACGAUGAAGACCUUCUUCAUCUUCACCCUCUACUUGAUCUCAGGCCUCCUCCUGGUGUCCCCUGUAAAGGCUAAGUCAUGUGGUCCUGGGUUCCAAAUGUUUGGAAGAGAGUGUAAAGAUGAGAAUGAGUGUGAGGACAAUCCCAAUCUCUGUGGAGAUCAUUCAAUCUGUCACAACACAAACGGCAGCUACUACUGCACCUGUCAGCCAGGAUUUCAGUCCAGAACCCCCAACUUUAAUACCACAGAUCCCCACUGUAAAGACAUAAAUGAGUGUACAGAGAACAACCCCUGUCCCAAGAACUCAACGUGUAAGAACUCUAUGGGCUCGUACAUGUGUGAGUGUUUACCUGGCUUCAAGCUAUCCACAGAAACCGCCGCCUGUAGAGACAUUGAUGAAUGUGACAGUGAGGAAUACAAGUGUGGAAAACAUGGAAGCUGCUCCAACUUAGCCGGCAGCUACCACUGCAAGUGCAACCCUGGAUACGGUAACUAUGGAAACAACCAGACCAAAUGCACAGACAUAAACGAGUGUACAUCAAGCAACCCAUGUACCGAGAAUACAACGUGUAUAAAUACUGUUGGCUCGUACACGUGUGAGCAUCUACCUGCUUUCCAAAAGCCAACAGAAUCUCCUACUUGUACAGGUAAGACCAUCACAAUCCCCCCAAUAUACUUUGAAAUGUCUCUAUUUACAUAUCGUUUAUAA